Molecule: messenger RNA, 2484 nt
Organism: Polypterus senegalus (gray bichir)
Lineage: Eukaryota; Metazoa; Chordata; Cladistia; Polypteriformes; Polypteridae
Product: lutropin-choriogonadotropic hormone receptor-like
Exons: 11
Coding region: 138-2264 (708 amino acids)
Biological process (GO): follicle-stimulating hormone signaling pathway; male gonad development
Cellular component (GO): membrane
Molecular function (GO): follicle-stimulating hormone receptor activity; luteinizing hormone receptor activity
Source: RefSeq, a predicted model, not a curated record
UACAAGUUGUAACAACUCAUUGUGAGCCCAGCGUUUGGAUUGUGUUUGCGCGCUACUCUGCUUAUAGAUUUGUUUUUAAUAUAAACAUUUACACAAACAUCUGAAGAACACGGACUUCCAAGCAGUGCGCGCACAUAAUGGAUUUUGACAGCCUGUUCGUGGUGGUUGUACUGCUGAGCCGCCCUGAAGCCACCGUAAUCCUCGCGAGCUUUCAGUGUCCUCAAGUUUGCGUCUGCAACAGCGUGGUGAUCGUCUGCACUCGGGACACCCAGUUGGCAUCGGGGAUCUCAUCAGAGUAUGGCAGCUUUGGCACUUUGAGGUUGACUCACUUUCCUUUGAAAGUAAUCCAAAGCAACAACUUUAAAGGACUUUUCAACGUUAGCAAAAUUGAAAUACUUCAAAGUGACCAUAUUGAAAGAAUAGAAAGACACGGCUUUUUGUCCAUGGAAGGUAUAAGUGAAAUCAUCAUUCAGAAUACAAAGCAUCUCACGGUAAUUGAGAAUGAAGCAUUUAUGGACCUUCCCAACUUAACAUACCUGAGCAUUAGUAACACCGCAAUAACUGUGUUCCCUGACGUGACGAAUAUUCAGUCUGUCCAUUCCAGCUUUAUUCUGGAGGUUACUGACAACAUGUACAUUACCACAGUUCCACCCAAUGCAUUUCUGGGAAUGGCUGCGGAAUGUUCAAUAAUGAACCUUUUUAAAAAUGGAUUUCAAGUUAUACAGAAGCAUGCAUUCAAUGGGACAAAACUGAAAAAACUGUCUCUUAAAGGCAAUGAAUAUCUCCAAAAAAUCCAUAAUGAUGCCUUCAAAGGAGCAAUGGGACCUACUGUUUUAGAUGUUUCUUCAACUGGUCUCCAGCUUCUGCCAACCUAUGGACUUCAAUCUGUUAAAGUUUUAUUUGCACAGAUGGCUUACGCUUUUAAAGUGUUGCCCCCCUUAGAUAUAUUUGCUAAUCUAGAGGAAGCACAUUUAACAUACCCCAGCCACUGCUGUGCGUUUCGAAAUUGGAUACUGAAAAAAACGCAAAGCAGUUUUAGUGACUCAUUCAGCAACCUCUCCAAACAUUGCAGCGAUGAAACAUUCAUUGAAAACCUCUUUCUUGAAGGGAUUGACUCCUACGAUUUGGACCUUCAGUAUCCAGAGCUGGACACCUGCAAGAUAGAAAUUCCUUUAAAAUGCACACCAAAUCCCGAUGCUUUCAACCCUUGUGAAGACAUCAUGGGCUACAGCUACCUAAGAGUCCUGAUUUGGAUAAUAAACAUCUUCGCUAUUACGGGGAACUUUAUUGUUCUUUUGGUUUUAGUCACUAGCCAAUACAAGCUCACAGCUCCUAGGUUCCUCAUGUGCAAUCUCGCCUUUGCAGACUUUUGCAUGGGUGUCUACUUGCUCAUGAUCGCCUAUGUUGACUACAGCUCCAAAGGCCAGUAUUACAACCAUGCAAUUAAAUGGCAAACUGGAGCAGGCUGUGGCAUAGCAGGAUUUUUAUCUGUUUUUGCAAGUGAACUUUCCAUAUACACACUAACGAUUAUUACACUGGAGCGCUGGCAUACCAUAACGUAUGCUAUGCAGUUGGAGAGAAAGCUACGGCCAAGGCAUGCUGUACUUAUCAUGGCAGGCGGAUGGGCAUUUUCUCUGAUCAUGGCUUACUUGCCAAUCUUGGGCAUCAGCAGUUAUGCGAAGGUUAGCAUGUGUUUGCCAAUGGACAUUGAAACACCACUUGCUCAAGGUUAUAUCAUCGUAAUUUUGAUUCUCAACACUAUUGCUUUUGUCAUCAUAUGCACCUGCUACAUUAAAAUCUACUUAAACAUACGAAACCCAGAAUUUGCAGGUAAACACAGUGAUGCCAAAAUUGCCAAGAGGAUGGCUAUACUAAUCUUCACCGAUUUUUUGUGCACAGCCCCCAUCAUUUUUUUUGCCAUAUUAGCUGCUUUUAAAAUGCCCCUUAUUUCUGUUAGACACUCCAAGAUACUUUUGGUUUUAUUCUAUCCCAUCAACUCGUGUUCAAAUCCAUUCUUGUAUGCCAUUUUCACCAAGGCAUUCAGAAGGGACUUCUUUAUGCUAAUGAGCAAACUUGGCUGCUGCAAGACGCAUGCUAACACAUACCGAAUGCACAGCUUCUCGAUGCAGAAAUCCAAUAUAAUAAACCUUAGCUCUGGCAGCAGCACCAACCGGAGCAGCCAAGCUGCAUUUACUUUGACUACAUUCCAGUGCCAAUGUUCUGCAGUGACAGGGAAGGAAGGGAAGUGCCCGAGUCUUCCAUAGAUGAAUGCAUUGAAAUAUCUGGAAACUAAUCAUCGACAUCAAGGAUCUUUAUCAUUAGUAAGCCUUCAUUGUGGUGCUUUUCAAAUACAGUCAGAAUAAUGUGAACUUCAGAUUUUUCACCAUAUUCUAUAAAAUUGUGGAAGAGAAUGCAAGCAGAAAGCGUUCCUAAAUACAUCUUUACAUACAGACACAAAGGACUAUCCAGCAAAUUCAGUUUUAA